Diprion similis is the source of this 1095-nucleotide messenger RNA. RefSeq lists its product as uncharacterized. The coding region runs from base 337 to 726 and encodes 129 amino acids. The transcript has 2 exons. The record is from RefSeq and is a predicted model, not a curated record. Lineage: Eukaryota; Metazoa; Arthropoda; Insecta; Hymenoptera; Diprionidae.
GUUUCACGUAUUGAUCGCAAUUCGGCUACGUUGCUUCUAAUGUUGUAUUACAAUAUCAGUUAACCCAUUAAAACGGCCGAGCAAUUGUAUAUCGCCUAAUAAUUCACUAACUGCUAUAACAAGCACGCUUUUACUAACAUUUCAGGAACACGGGGCUUGGCCGAGUCUCGUAACGAUUCAUUCGACGACCUGGAUUUCAUAUUCGACAAUCGCGGCCGUCCCGUGCACGGGGAGAACUUUGAAGAUGACUUUGUCAGCACUCAUAGACGAUUCAAGGAACGAGCAGCCGCCGCAUUUGACUCUGACUUAGCAGAGCUUAGACGCAAGCGUAAAGAUAUGCAGGACAGAAUGUUCGACAUGGUCGACAUCAACGAUGAAAUCGAACGUGCCAAGUCGACUCUAGAGGCAGCUGAUUUCGCUUUCCAGCGCCACGCAACGAAGUUUGACAACAACGAAUUUUUCGAGGACGCAACGUCGGUUAACAAGACGAACAGGCACAGGAAACUGCAGGAUAUUGAAGUCGACGAGAGGCCAAGACCUAAGGCUGCAUUUAAGGAGGAAGACCCGACUCAACUGAAAUCCAUCACAGCUAGGAAAGCUCGAAUCAAUUCGCUCAUAGCUGAGAACACGAACGCGGAUUAUUUCCCCUAUGGAGGUACCGAGAUUAAAACUAAACCAAAAUCGGCCUUCAAAAGUGACAAGAGAAAGAAGACCGUCUCAUUUUAGGAGCGAAUGCAUCUCCUCGGACACUUGAUAAAAUUCGAAAAUUCAGCCAUGUUUAUAUAACGGAAUUAAGCGCAGCACUUUGCAUUGUACCUAUAUGUAUACCUACUUGUUGCUGGCAAUGACUGAAUCUUACAUUAUAUUCUGACCGGACUGUGACUAAAAAUUCAUUGUUCAUCCCCAUUCAAGGUCUAUCUAUUCGUGCAGCGACACCCUCACCCACUUUCAUUAAAUACUUCCGAUUUUCUACUGCGCAAUUUCAAGUGCAUCGCUAUACUAUGCAUCUGCUAUUUCUAUACCAUCUUACAGUCGGCAUUGAUGCUAGGAAUUGAUGCCAGCUGCGCGUUAUGUUCUUAUAUCGAAAUUCGGUAC